CCCACCGAAAUCAGUGCAAUUCCGCUUUAAGCUCUCCUCCUCCGAGUGGACCCGAAAGAAAAAUGUGUGUAAAUGAAUAAAUGUGAUCUGUUCUGCUGCCAGCACGCCGUGUACCCGAGGACUGCUCUGAGUCAUUUUGGCAAGACGUCCAUUUUCAAGGAGGGGGGAAAAAGGGAGCAGUGAAAGGCUGCCAUGAUUUUAUUCCCAGCGACUUCGGACGCGUAAAAGCUCCCAUCACCGCGUGGAGGAGGAAACACCGCGAUUCAGCAGACAGUGCGGGUUUUAUGGGGUUCUUUCCCCCGUCUUAAAUUAUUAUUAUUAUUUUUUUUAUUAUUAUUAUUAUUAUUAUUUUGCAUCCCUCUUUCUUUGAACGACGCACGAGCUCGACGGGCCGUUUUAAGGGCGGGAUGGUGAUGGACAACAAAACAGAGACGAGUUGCUGGGAUUUUUUGUAACGAGCUUGGGGCCUUGCGACGUUUUUUUAGGUUUGUUUGGGUUUUUUUUAUUAUUAUUAUUUUGUUUUAGUUUUUGUUGUUAUUGUUGUUGUUGGUUUUUUUAUAUAAACAUGCCAGCUCGAGGCAUCCUGAGUCCGGGGCUGGUCGGAUGGGAGGUGGCGUCAAAACAUGUCCACACACAUCGAUGAGAAAAUGGCCAGGAAUCAAGCAGAAGGAUUCGUCAUGAUCAAAUAACGGUGAUGAACCAUAAAAAGAGACGCGUAUGACACUCAUCAUCCUGGGUUUUUUUAUUUAGCACUGUUCUGAGUAAUGACAUGAAUGUGGGACCCCGACAUGACUGUUUGAAAAUCUGUUUUGCAUUUGUUUACCUUUUCCUUCAUUUUUUGAUAGCUGGAUAUCACCCACCUCCCUAUUUUUUAAAGCCCGGACCAAUGCACUGAUUUUUUUUUGGUGUUGUUGUUGUUGCUCCAAUAAGACGGGACAGAGGCUUGAAGAGACUCUCGGGUCGCCGUUGUGGUUCGAGGCGGCGACGCGCCUGCUGUUAUUUAAACAUAAACAUUGUAAAGAGCGCGUCGGUCUCUCCGGGCCGGAAAAGCUCUCAUCCGCACUAACAUGCCAUCAGACAGCAAAUAAAAAGCACUGUAGUCUAUCUCGGGCCGUUUCUGGAUAACUGCUGUCUUACUACAACCUUCUAGUUUAUUCCCUGAGUAACAAGUAACGAUAACAGGCCUGCGGGUCUUCUAGAUAUCACAAGUAUCACCAAUAAUAAUAAUAAUAAUAAUAAUAAUAAUAAUAAUAAUAAUAAUAAUAAAUGCCAAUACAAUAAUCCGCGCGUUCCUUUUCACUUCUGGCGCACACCACACGCAUGUAGUGAAAGAUGUUCAAGAACCGGAUCCGCAUGUUUUUCAACGAGCUGAAGCUCCUGGUGUUCAUGCGGUCCGGUCCUCGGCAGCCCAGCGUGGACGCAGGCACGAGCAUGCGGGGCCUGGGUGCUAUGGGCGGCUGCGGAUGGCGUGCGUUCUCCCGCUGCACCGGCGACCACGACCACGACGCUGAGGAGUACUACGGCAGCGAUGCGGGCGCGAGGCGGAGCGCGGCGGCGGCGGGACUCGACGAGCGGGACGCACGGAUGAACGCGGACGCCGUGUCCCUGAGCAGCGGCACCCGCACGCCCCAGUGCCGCAUCUGCUUCCAAGGACCUGAGCAGGGAGAGCUGUUGAGUCCGUGCCGGUGUGACGGCUCAGUGCGCUGCACCCAUCAGCCGUGUCUUAUCCGCUGGAUCAGCGAGAGAGGCUCCUGGAGCUGCGAGCUCUGCUACUUCAAAUACCAAGUGUUGGCCAUCAGCACCAAAAAUCCCUUACAGUGGCAGGCCAUCUCUCUGACUGUGAUCGAGAAGGUGCAGAUCGCCGCCAUCAUCCUCGGCUCGCUCUUCCUCAUCGCCAGCAUCUCGUGGCUGGUGUGGUCUUCGCUCAGCCCCUCGGCCAAGUGGCAGCGGCAGGACCUGCUCUUCCAGAUCUGCUACGGCAUGUACGGCUUCAUGGACAUCGUGUGCAUAGGCCUCAUCAUCCAUGAGGGUUCAUCGGUCUACCGGAUCUUUAAGCGCUGGCAAGCAGUCAAUCAACAGUGGAAAGUAUUGAACUAUGAAAAGGCCAAGGACAUGGGGGAGCCGAUUGGUUCGAGCAGUAAGGCGACGGCACGUGGCUCGCGCUCCAAUCCUCACAGCCUCGGCCGUGGCAGCAGGAGGAAUCAGCGCAUUCGGAGGCUCAGGACUAUCCUCAACCACCACUGCGGCUACACCGUCCUGCACAUCCUGAGUCAGAUCAGGCCCAGCGAAGCCCGCCUCGCCUCCAACUCCAACCGCGAGGUGGUCAUGAGGGUCACGACUGUAUGAGGAUGGCGGUGCACGCGCUCGGAGCUGCUGAAACACAGCGCGCAAAGAUUUGUUCUGAGCAGCAGCUGUGCCGUGACUCAUCGGAUGACGUCUCCCUCGUUUCCCAAGCAGAGUGAAACGCACACACUUGUCAUAAAUGAGAAUUUGAACAUGCUGAAAAGGAUGAACUCUGGAAUCACACGGUUCAUAAUCAGAAACACACGAGAAAGAGAACCGUCUUUGUCGUCGGGCACACAAGCGCAUUUUUAUUUCGUCUCCUCUCUGGUGUCGUUUUAUACCACUAUGGUUUUUACUAUGUUUCAUUUUCUAAGGGCGUGUGGUUUUAUUAACGGACGCUGCUGUACUGAAUAUAAUGGCUGAAAAAAAAACAAAACAACAACAACAACAACAACAAAAAAACAGUGAUGUUUACCGAUGCUUCAAUUGAGCAAGGGGAACAAAAUAAUAAUAAUAAUAAUAAUAAUAAUAAUAAUAAUAAUAAUAAUAAUAAUAAUAAAUAACUGUAACCAAACCGUGACAAAGGCACAACAACCAGGGAGCAAAGAAUUCUUAACAAUAUACAAAUAAAAACAUUUAACGAGAAUAUCAUGAAGGGUUAGGGUGCAAUAAGUUAAAUAAAGGGAUUAUACAGAGUGUUAAGUACAUUAAUAUUUAAAGGAUUGGAUCUUCUCUGCAAUAAAGAUACCUGUACAUUUGCAGUGAACUUUGCAUGAGGGUAAAGUUUUGUGCCUCCUCGACAUGAGGAUAUGAUGAAUCUGUUUUCAUUUCGAAUGGUGCUUGUUUUAAUAAACACUGCUAUUCAUCA
Messenger RNA from Ictalurus punctatus (channel catfish), 3151 nucleotides. RefSeq names its product membrane-associated ring finger (C3HC4) 9 (gene marchf9). NCBI's taxonomy places the organism in Eukaryota, Metazoa, Chordata, Actinopteri, Siluriformes, Ictaluridae. Bases 1333 to 2346 code for a protein of 337 amino acids. Gene Ontology annotation, molecular function: ubiquitin-protein transferase activity; zinc ion binding. The record is from RefSeq and is a predicted model, not a curated record. The transcript is spliced from 4 exons. Gene Ontology annotation, biological process: protein ubiquitination.